Messenger RNA from Mytilus trossulus (common blue mussel), 994 nucleotides. RefSeq names its product homeobox protein EMX2-like. Gene Ontology annotation, biological process: neuron differentiation; central nervous system development; regulation of transcription by RNA polymerase II. Bases 119 to 922 code for a protein of 267 amino acids. Gene Ontology annotation, molecular function: DNA-binding transcription factor activity, RNA polymerase II-specific; RNA polymerase II cis-regulatory region sequence-specific DNA binding. The transcript is spliced from 3 exons. The record is from RefSeq and is a predicted model, not a curated record. Lineage: Eukaryota; Metazoa; Mollusca; Bivalvia; Mytilida; Mytilidae. Gene Ontology annotation, cellular component: nucleus.
AUUAUAUAUUUGCCAUUCUGUGGGUAAAAAACAAGUUUCUGAUACAGUAUAGAUCAGUAGUUAUAUCAAACUUUUUCUCUACUAGGUGAUGCAAAUAUUUUAAUAGUUGAAUCGUGUAAUGGAGAGAACGACGAAGAAAAUGUCGGGAUUCACAAUAGAUUCUAUAAUGGGAAAACAAUCAGAAAAAGUGGAAAAACCUCAUCAAAAAGAACAACAUAUUAGACAUACUGAAACUGAGUUGCACGUGCGACAACGACAAGAACUGCUUGAAAUGUUAAAUGAAAGAAAAGAAACACUUGCGUCUGCUGAAGAAGCGAUGCUCCGUCACGAUACAUCUCACCCGUAUCAUACAGCAUCCCAAUCACUAAAACAUUUACAUGACGUUUUAUCUGCUGGUGCUACAGGGACUUAUUUAGCGCCUCGUGUUUGUCGUCAUCCAUUAUCAAAUUUGAAUUUACACUCACUUGGAGUACCACCACAGAUUCCUCAACCUUCACCCAUACAUCCAUUGGUCCUGAACUCGGGCAGACAUCUUCACCCGUGGGACAGAUACCCGGGCUAUUAUUAUCCACGGUACCCUGUAGCCGCAACACCAAGCUUUUUAUUCCAACCAUACAGAAAGCCAAAAAGAAUUCGUACAGCAUUUUCACCAUCACAACUUUUACAACUUGAAAAAUCUUUUGAAAAAAGUCACUAUGUAGUCGGACAAGAAAGGAAAGAUUUAGCUGCAGAACUUAACCUUACAGAAACACAGGUUAAAGUAUGGUUUCAAAACAGACGUACAAAGCAUAAAAGAGUGAGUUCUGAGGAAGGAGACGGCAUACAUUCUGCAGCCUCACCGUGUUCAGAUGAGGCACGGGAGAGUGACUGUGAUUUAAGUGAUUUUGAAGACGCUAAUCCAGACGUGAUGUGUCAUUCGUGAGACAAAGUAAUGAAAUUGUUAUGUGAUUCUGUGAUUGAAGUUGGACGGGUAUGAACUAUAUGAAAUGUGCAA